Aaosphaeria arxii CBS 175.79 is the source of this 339-nucleotide messenger RNA. RefSeq lists its product as uncharacterized. Bases 1 to 339 code for a protein of 112 amino acids. The transcript is spliced from 2 exons. NCBI's taxonomy places the organism in Eukaryota, Fungi, Ascomycota, Dothideomycetes, Pleosporales. The record is from RefSeq and is a predicted model, not a curated record.
AUGCAUGUUCGGAGCGGCAUGGUCACGGCGGUCAUGGUCAUGCUUUCGCCAGGAUUCGAAGUGUUCGCUUUGUGGUCUCGUACCAUGUCGAUCCCCAGGCGGGUCGACGCGAUGGCACCAGGGUUCAUCGGCGCUUCGGCUGCAUCGCUCAAGCCAUCGCCCGGGGAUUUCUCGUUUAUCCAGUUAUCAAACGGCGCUGCCGCAUACAGCAAGGCGGCCGUGGGGCAGCACGCUAAGAGGACCUGGUGUCCCCAAACAGCCUCAGACCCGCCGCGGCUGGGCGAGCAGCGAGCAGCGAGCUUGAGCUGUUUGUUUGGCGAGCGGAGUCGGAAUCACUGA